Messenger RNA from Fonsecaea pedrosoi CBS 271.37, 834 nucleotides. RefSeq lists its product as uncharacterized. Lineage: Eukaryota; Fungi; Ascomycota; Eurotiomycetes; Chaetothyriales; Herpotrichiellaceae. The record is from RefSeq and is a predicted model, not a curated record. The transcript has 2 exons. The coding region runs from base 1 to 834 and encodes 277 amino acids.
AUGUCCCGCCUAAAACUCUCCCCGUUGAAACUCUUAUCCACGGCCGCACUAUGCGGCGGCGUAGGAACCAUCGGCGCGUUUCGCUGGUGGACACGAUCCUGCCAGUUCGAGCCCUACGACCCUUCACGCGAUGUUCUCUCCCAAACACCAUUUUACCGACGGUUUAAUCCGAACAAGAACCCGACGUUUCAUGAUCUCUGCGUGCGGAAAGUCCCCCUGUCGCAGCUGGACCCGGACCUCUUGAGGGAUCAUGACGAAGGAGGGACAAAGUUGAUCGAGGCGUUCUGUGCCGCUGUUUGGGCGAGUCGUGCCUACGCCAUCCAGCGCAGAUACCUCCAGCAGCGGUACAGCGCCUCGCCCGCUCUGGCGCACCAGCUCUGGCGACGGCCCGAGCUCCUCCGCUCGCACUACGACGUCGGCACCGAAAUCACAAACCACUUCGUCGUGCUGUCCAAGACUCCUACAGCGAUCCUCCUGCGGUGCGGCGACUCGCCGCUCAACACGCCUCACGGCCCGCGCGCCGUCGAUGGCCUGUUUGAGCUGAGCGUCACGAUACAUCGGGAGUCUGCCGACGUCCCCGUCGCCGAGUUCCGCAUGAAGAGCCUUUUCUAUUUUGGCGUGGACGUCGCCGCCUCGAGUCCCAUUGCGCCGCUCUCGCUCGAAGGGUGGGCCCACAAGCGCUACGUCAAGUUGUUGCUCGAGGAGGCUGUCCGGGGCUGCACGCCGCAGGGGCAGGGGCAUGGGCAAGGGCAGCCGCAGUCGUCUUGGGACAAUGUUCGCGAAGCAGUAUUCGGGCCCGCGCCAGCGGCGCAGAAAGCAACAACGAGGGAAUGA